Molecule: messenger RNA, 2124 nt
Organism: Heteronotia binoei (common prickly gecko)
Lineage: Eukaryota; Metazoa; Chordata; Lepidosauria; Squamata; Gekkonidae
Product: E3 ubiquitin-protein ligase TRIM38-like
Exons: 4
Coding region: 43-825 (260 amino acids)
Molecular function (GO): protein binding
Source: RefSeq, a predicted model, not a curated record
GCCAUUCUAUGAAAAGGCAUCCUUGGCAGAAGGUCCUGAAAGAUGGGGAAUGAAGAUGGAGAUGGGACAGGAUGCCUCCAAAGAAUGAGAAUAGCGACAAGAACACCUCCAAAGGAGGUCCGAGGCCCUACUCUGAAAGUCUGCAGAAUAAUGUUGGUGGUUCUUCUGGCAGUGAGCGUUGCUCUGAAGUUGUAUCUCCUUUUCAUUCUCCUUCAGCCAGUUUUUCAGGCAAACUCUUCAGAAAUUGACUCCACUUCUGCAGUCUCAUUUCGUUCCUGUGAACUGGCCCAUCGCAAUUUAACAGAAGACCUGACUUUGGAUCCAGAGACAGCACAUUACCAGCUGGUUUUGACAACAGAUGGCAAAAAUGUUUGGCGUGGAAACAGUACAGUAGAUACGCUAUCCCCAAACGAAAAGAGAUUUGACCAUGUCCUCAGUAUCCUGACCCAUCAGGGAUUCACCUCAGGGAAACAUUGCUGGAAGGUGGAUACCAGGAAUGGGAGAUACUGGGCUAUGGGGGUUGCCAGAGAGUCUGUGAGAAGAAAGGGAAGGUUCAACAUUAGUCCUGAGGAAGGGUUCUGGGCGAUUCAGCAGUGGGAUGGUGAAUACCAGGCUCUCACUUCCCCAACACUGGUUCUCUCUCUGAGAAAUUUCCCCAGAAUUAUCUGGGUGUAUUUGGACUAUAAAGAAGAGAAGGUGGUGUUUUUCAAUGCUGUGACUAAAGACCCCAUUUUCACUUUUCCAAAGGCUUCGUUUUCUGGAGAAAGAGUUUCCCCCUGGUUUGCAGUGUGGGCCUCGGGUUUCUACCUUACUCUGCUGCCCUGAGAUACCAAGAGCUAGGCCUACAGACUAAAGGGCUCUGGUAUUUGUGGCUCUCAAAAGACAUUUCUGCCACUGGACUCAAACUUCAUUCUGUUGCUUCAGACCAACAUAUUUAACUGAAUCUAUCCUCCCAUUUUGUUUACUCGGUUUCCCUCCUCCUUCCAUUAACUCUCCUCAGCUUUCAGUUUGGCCUUUCUGUUUCUACCUUAAAGAGGUAGCUCUUUGGGAAUAAAACAGUUAUCCAAACAAACAGAUUGCUGAGAGCUACACCUGGUUCUCAGGCAAUAGUCCACACAUCCCCCUCAUAGAUAGAGUUACCAGCUUUGGGUUAGGAAAUACUGGAUUUUUUUUGGGGGGGGGGAGGACGGAUGGGGUUUGGGGAGGGGAGGAACUUCAGUCCUCCUUCCAAAGUGGCCAUUUUCUCCAGGUGAACUGAUCCUUGUCACCUGGAGAUCAGUAAUCUCAGGAGAGCUCCAGCCACCCUACAUCAUGUCACCCAGACCCAAGCCAGACUUCACCCAGAAAGCAAAUCACCCAACUUUCCCAGUCUCAUGGCUAGUCACAUAAACAUAGGAAGCUGCCUUCUACUGAGUAAGGUCAUUGACAUACGAAAGCCGGUAUGGUCUACUCUGACAGGCAGCAGCUGUCCAGGGUCUCAGGCAGAAGCCUCUCACAUCACCUGCCACCUGAUCUUUUUAACUAAAGAUGCUGGGAGUGACCUGCAUACAAAACAAAUGCUCCAACCCUGAACCAUGGCCCUUGCCUCUUUGGGUCCUGGGUAUUUUGUUGCCCUUAGACACUUUUCCUUGGUGGCCCUGUCAACUAGAAGCCACAUACCAGAGCCCUGGUAGCAGCCUGUCUCUUCCAAUGCUCAACCCCACUUUAUAAACUUCUUAACUGUCUGUUGUCUUCUUUCCCCCACUCAGCGAUAGCUUGGCUAACAUUAUUUUUUUUUAAAAAAAUGCUAGCUUGGCUGUCACUUGACAACACUUUCCAUCAUCACCAUCUUAGCCAUGAGAGAGGCAGGUUCAUCCAGAAAGCUUUUUUUUUAAAGCUUUCAAAAUACCACAAAUAAGACAGAACCGGGAUCUCAGCUUCUUUGUUUUGAAUUUUUUAACAUGGAUUUGUCAUGGUUUGAGCACCGCACAUGAAAGAUUCUGCUUGGAAGUAUGGUUUAUGUGGAACACCUCAUGAUAUACCUGGAACACAUUGUGGAACUGUAAGAGAAGUCUAUCUUGUGUGUGUCACAACACUCACAGUCCUUGUGAUAUAUUAAAAGUUUGGGGCUUUUUAGCCAUACGA